Molecule: messenger RNA, 1626 nt
Organism: Zophobas morio
Lineage: Eukaryota; Metazoa; Arthropoda; Insecta; Coleoptera; Tenebrionidae
Product: glucokinase-like
Exons: 9
Coding region: 1-1626 (541 amino acids)
Biological process (GO): glucose 6-phosphate metabolic process; glycolytic process
Molecular function (GO): D-glucose binding; ATP binding; glucokinase activity
Source: RefSeq, a predicted model, not a curated record
AUGAUAGCAAACAAAUUGGCCCAUAGACCGAGGUUCCCAUUGCAAGCAGAUACUAAUUUAGGGAAUUUUCGCUACUUAAUCUGUGGAGACAAUUCUUACCCGGAUCCGCCAUAUGGCCUAGUUAAUCUACUCUCAGAGGGUUGGCCCCAUGUACUAGGUUCGAACCUUGCUAAACUCAUUGGUCAGCAUAUGAGCCAGGACUUUCAGACUUUUAGCCUACCCCGAUCAGAUCUAGAAGUCCUCAAGAACAUGAAGCAUUUAAAGGACGACAAGGAGUUAACAAGUCAUUUACACUACCAGGUUCAUUAUGUAAAUUUAUUUUACAGGAUUCAGAGUUGUCGUGGUAGCUCUGCGGUUAAGAGCUUUGCAAUGAGUUGCCUAACUCUUUUUCUAUUACAGUGCAUAUACUUUUUAGAAGGGAGACAAACUGUAUUAAGGCGACCUCGCGAAAGUGCUUCGUUUAUGGGCGAACAGCUAGUUAUUGUCGGUGACUGUGGCGGGACUAACACCCGCCUUGUGUUGUAUUCUAUCGUCCCCAACGCCAGUUCCCCAAGUAGAGGGGAGAGAGCACCGGGGGCCCUUAUUUUUAAAAAAAGGUACAAGAACGAAGAUUUCAGAGAGUUUAAGGAAAUUGUGAGUGUGUUCUUAAAGGAAAGUGGAAUAGACAUACUUCCUAAAAUUGCUUGUUUGGCUUGUGCCGGCCCUAUUGUAAAUAAUACUGUGGACUUUACUAAUUUAAAGGGUGGAUGGUUUAUAAGUGGCUCUGAUCUACAGAGUUUCUUUGGUAUAGAGUAUGUGCAACUUAUAAACGAUUUCUUAGCUAUGGGUUACGGUGUACUAACCCUGAACACUAGUGAGUGUCUUAAAGUAAACGAGGCUUUGCCACAGGAAGGAGGAGUUAUUGCUGUAAUAGGCGCUGGAACUGGACUUGGUGAAUGUUUUUUAACACAGGACCCAGACAACAAGAAGUAUACUUGCUUUCCUAGCGAAGGAGGUCAUUGUGAUUGGAGCCCCCACAAUGAAUUAGAGUGCGAGUUACUUAAUUAUGCUAGGAAGAAAUAUAAUCACCGAAAUAGAAUCUCGGCAGAAAGAAUCAUUUCUGGGAACGGACUUUCUUUAAUUUAUGAAUUUCUCUCUAAUGUGAAGUUUCCCGGGGAAAUAAAUCAGGAAGUUUACGAAGAGUGGAAAGCAAGUGGCGCCCAAAAGAGUUCUAUAAUAGCUAAAUACGCCAAAACUUGCUCUUUAUGCCGAAAAUCCAUGGAUGUCUUUUUUAAUGCUUACGCCAGUGAAACGGGUAAUGCCAUGUUAAAAUGGCUCCCAACUGGAGGCUUCUAUAUAACAGGGGGUAUUGGAGCAAGUAACCUUGAGUACUUUACUAUUGACGGCAAAUUUCUAAAGACAGCCACAGACAAAGGCCGCGUUUCUGAUACCAUCAAAAGAUGUCCAAUAUACGUUGCAAAGGUGGACGAUGUAGGGGAAAGGGGAGCCCACUUGUACGCCUUUGAAUUAUUAAAAAAAAAGUAUUCAAUUUGCAAGAGUAGCUCUAUGGUAAAUGACCCUAAACGACAGGUUCCGUACUCUGAAACCAUCUCUGUUAAGUUAGAGUACCAUGUUCUAACAGAUUAG